CGUUCUGCGGCCUCCGGUGUGACGUCACAACGCCCCCACCAUGCCUCCGACCUUGACCCUAGCGCUUCUGUGCGCCCUGGGCGGCCCCGGGGCUUGGUGCUGCCUGCAGUGCGACCAGUCGGUGCUGCGCGCGCUCGGCCAGCUGCGCGAGGCCACGGUCCCCAAGCGCUUCCACGUGGAAGGGCUGCAGGCGCGCGCGCAGGCCCUGCUGCUGGGCAUGGAGGGCCCUUUCUUCCGGGACUACGCCAUGAACGCGUUCGUGGGGAAAGUGGGCAUGGAUCAACUGGAGAACGUGGCGGCCUCCUUCAUGAACCAGACUCGGUACAUACAGGCCAGCUCCCUGACAGAUGGCCCUCUGUUGGAAGAGCUGGUGAGCCUCAGGGAGCGCACCAUCAAGGAACUAAAGAAAGCCUUAAAAGCUUAUGAAGUAAAAGCCUGUGACCACAGAACUUGUCGCUUGCUCAAGGAGGAGGUCCUGGACUGCUUACACUGCAAGAAAAUCAUCCCCAAAUGCAUCCAAGAGAAGUACUGUUACGUGGAUGGGCAGCCCCGCAUGGCUCUCAAGUUCGAUCCUGACAGCAUCCUGAGGAAUAUGGUGUUGGUGGGCGACUUGGUCACCGUGGGACUGGCCGUCCUAGUCGUCUUAGUCAUCCUGAUCGCGGCUUGUACAUACAGACAAAACCGGAAACUCCUGCUGAAGUAGGCUAGUGGCUUUGGUGUUUGCAAAGUGAAAGUAAAUUUAAUAAAAUCAGUGACAAAUUC
Messenger RNA from Phodopus roborovskii (desert hamster), 762 nucleotides. It is a transcript of the gene Izumo2, whose product is annotated as IZUMO family member 2. The transcript has 7 exons. The record is from RefSeq and is a predicted model, not a curated record. Bases 41 to 703 code for a protein of 220 amino acids. Lineage: Eukaryota; Metazoa; Chordata; Mammalia; Rodentia; Cricetidae.